This is a messenger RNA of Bolinopsis microptera, 1994 nucleotides long. Its product is annotated as serine/threonine-protein phosphatase 2A 55 kDa regulatory subunit B beta isoform-like. The record is from RefSeq and is a predicted model, not a curated record. The coding region runs from base 17 to 1354 and encodes 445 amino acids. Gene Ontology annotation, cellular component: protein phosphatase type 2A complex; cytosol. Lineage: Eukaryota; Metazoa; Ctenophora; Tentaculata; Lobata; Bolinopsidae. The transcript has 10 exons. Gene Ontology annotation, molecular function: protein phosphatase regulator activity; protein binding.
AGCUUAAUUUGAUUUCAUGGCAACAGGGGCAAAUGGACCUAGUAUAGCAAGCAACGACUUACAGUGGUAUUUUUCACAAGUCAAAGGAACAGUCGAGGAAGAUAUAACUGAUGCUGAUAUCAUAUCAACGGUACAGUUUAAUCACGAUGGGGAAUUUUUAGCAACGGGCGACAAAGGGGGCAGAGUAGUAAUAUUUCAAAAAGAUUUAGGGGCUAAAGGGGAAUAUAGUGUAUAUAGCACAUUUCAAAGUCACGAACCUCAAUUUGAUUAUUUGAAGAGUUUAGAAAUAGAAGAAAAAAUUAAUGAAAUACAAUGGUUAAAACGUCAGAAUAAUAAUUUAUUCUUAUUAUCAACUAACGAUAAGACUAUAAAGUUAUGGAAGGUAUCAGAGCGUCGGUAUAGACUGGAUGGUUUUAACCUGUAUGACGAGUAUGGAGCGCAGCGUGAUCUACGUUCCAUUAACACAUUGCGCAUUCCUCAUUUAGUCCCUGUCAAUGAACUUACUGUUGAAGCUACCCCUAAAAAGUUAUACGAUAAAGCCCACAUGUAUCACAUAAACUCGAUAUCGUUAAACAGUGACGACGAAACUUAUUUGUCGGCAGACGAUUUGCGUAUAAAUCUGUGGCAUUUAGACUCGACAACCGAGUGCUACAAUGUUGUUGAUAUCAAACCUGUUAACAUGGAGGAAUUGACCGAGGUUAUAACUGCGGCAAAGUUUCACCCUCAGCACUGUAACUACUUCGUUUACAGUAGCAGCAAAGGAACCAUCAGACUCUGUGACAUGAGGGCUCAAGCUCUCUGCGACCAACACGCUAAGAUGUUCGAAGAGCCCGAAGAUUCGACAACAAAGUCCUUCUUCUCGGAGAUAAUAUCUUCCAUAUCCGAUGUAAAAUUCUCAUCUUGUGGCAGAUACAUGGUUUCUAGAGAUUACCUUACUGUCAAGCUUUGGGAUCUGAACAUGGACAGCAGACCUAUUGAAACAUACAACGUUCACGAGUAUCUACGAUCGAAACUGUGCUCUCUCUACGAAAACGAUUGCAUCUUCGACAAGUUCGAAGUUGUUUGGGGAGGACCAUCAAACUCAAUCCUGACAGGUUCAUACAACAACUUCUUUAGAAUCUUUGACAGAACAAACAACAAAGAUGCGUGCUUUGAGGCGAGCCGAGAAUCAGCCAAGCCCAAAACUCAGCUGAAGCACUGCAAAGUAGGAGUUGGUCCGAAGAGAAGAAAAGAUGAGAUAAGUGUGGAAAUGCUGGACUUCAAUCACAAAAUAUUACAUGCCCACUGGCAUCCAACUGACAAUGUUAUAGCCGUGGCUGCUACUAAUAAUUUGUACUUAUUUACGGGAAAAUAAUGAUAGAUGUAGAGGGGCUUUUACACUUUCCUAAUUAUGCAGAAUUCGGAAUGUAUAAUUUAUUUGUCCGUGCUAUUUCCCCUAGAAGUUGAAAUUGAAGAACAAAGAUUGAUCGCUUCAAGACAAAUAUCGUCAGUCAUAGCAAUACUGCGAUAAAAAGUAACUGCAGUUGCAGUGACUGUCUUGGAUAUGAAGUUAUGUCUGCACUCGAAUUAGUUUUGUGUUUUGCGACGGAAAUGAACCGAGUCCAGACUCUCCAUACUGAUGAUUAUUACGUCAAUUGGAUACUGGUUAAAUCAAUGUAAAUCGUUUGAAUCUCUGGAUGGGUUCUGAAUUAGUCUGUGAUUAAGCACACAUGCGAUUUUUAAUUAUUUUAGACGUUUCUUGUGGUUUAAAUGCUCGAGUCACUCUGUAAUAUGUAAGACUUGUACUAUUCUGUGCUGAUAUUUCCAACGCUUAAUAACAAUAAAUACCUGAGAGUAAACCGUACAAAAUAAUGGGGGGGGGGCCAACCAUAUUAAAGUAUAUCCCCGGGUCAAAAUCGGAAAAAAUCCUACAUUUUAAUAUACUUUAAUAUACCUACAAUUAGAAGAUUUAUAUUCUUCGUUAAGAUUUACAUGAUGAACUAUAUUUUUCACUC